AUGGAAAGUCCCCACUCUGUGAACAGUCCAAGACGAACUCUCAGUCUGUCAAAACAGCGGAGGGCAACUGUGUCCUUUUUUGACCCUGAUGACAAAACCUCUGGCUUCGGAUUGUCUGGCGAUCAUGGUCCUAAGCCUUCUGAAGUUUAUGGUUUUGUGGGUUCUAUUACCACGGUUGUUGCUACAGUUAUUUUCUUGAUAUGGGCAUAUGUUCCAGAAUCAUGGCUACAAUCCGCUGGCAUCUAUUACUAUCCUAGCAGAUACUGGGCUCUAGCUGUACCAGUUUAUGUGAUGGUGACCAUUGGAUUGAUGCUAGCCUUGUACAUUGGCCUUAACUUCAUUUCAACACCUUCCCCUGCAUCUUUAAACAUAGUUUUUGAUGAAUUCAGUAGAGAUCCUUCGAGUAACGAGUCUUCUCUAGAAGAAGAUGAGAAACCUAUUGAGCCCAUUUCAGAUAUUGGCAUUGACAGAAUAAAUGAUAUUAUGUUCAAUAAUGCAACCUAA
Molecule: messenger RNA, 504 nt
Organism: Sphenostylis stenocarpa
Lineage: Eukaryota; Viridiplantae; Streptophyta; Magnoliopsida; Fabales; Fabaceae
Source: the annotation of a GenBank genome assembly